Molecule: messenger RNA, 1497 nt
Organism: Rhodotorula graminis WP1
Lineage: Eukaryota; Fungi; Basidiomycota; Microbotryomycetes; Sporidiobolales; Sporidiobolaceae
Exons: 6
Coding region: 43-1461 (472 amino acids)
Biological process (GO): maturation of SSU-rRNA from tricistronic rRNA transcript (SSU-rRNA, 5.8S rRNA, LSU-rRNA)
Cellular component (GO): small-subunit processome; nucleolus
Molecular function (GO): rRNA binding; U3 snoRNA binding
Source: RefSeq, a predicted model, not a curated record
GACGAGCACGAGGCCAUCCGCGAGGCGUCGGCGCUGCACGCCAUGAACCACGUCCUCAAGACCCGCACCCGCAUUCUCAAGAACAACGAGUACCUCGCCAAGCAGGCCCUCGACAAGUCGGCCCCGUCGUCGUCGUCGUCUACGCCGGCCCGCUCGACCCUCGACCAGUCGUUCACGCGCCCCAAGGUCCUCGUCCUCACCCCGUUCCGCAACUCGGCCCUCUCGUGGGCGCAGCACCUCAUCUCGUACCUCCCGCCGUCCAUCACGUCGGUCGAGAACUUUCCCCGGUUCGUGUCCGAGUACUCGCUGCCCGAGGGCGCGACCGACAAGCUCGUCGAGGACCGCGACAAGUACCCGCCCGACCACGUCGAGACGUUCCGCGGCAACAUCGACGACGCGUUCCGGUGCGGCGUCAAGGUGACGCGCAAGACGGCAAAGAUGUUUGCCGAGUUUUACCAGGCCGACGUCAUCCUCGCGAGCCCGCUCGGGUUGAGGACCAGCAUCGAGAAGGACGGCGACUCGGACUUCCUGUCGAGCAUCGAGGUCCUCAUCGUCGACCAGAUGGACGUCAUGCUCAUGCAGAACUGGGACCACGUGCAGUUCGUCCUCGACCGCCUCAACUCGCUCCCGGCGACCGACCACGGCAUCGACUUUUCGCGCGUCAAGCCCUGGUACCUCGACGGCCUGUCGCCCUUCCUGCGCCAGUCGAUCCUCCUCUCGUCGUUCGACGCGCCCGAGAUCCGCGGUGCGUGGGCGCGCGCGUGCAGGAACCGCGCCGGCGCCGUCCGGGCGCUCGGGACGGUCGAGGGCCCCGAGGGCGUGCUCGACAGGGUGCCGAGCGGGUUGAGGCAGGUGUGGACGAGGUUCGAGGUGGCCGACGUGACGGACGAGGACGACAGGAGGUUCGAGUGGUUCACGACAAAGACCCUCCCGACGCUCCUCAAGUCGGCCGUCUCGUCGUCGCAGACGCUCGUCUUCGUCCCGUCCUACUUUGACUUUGUCCGGCUCAAGCGGUACCUCACCAAGCACCGGUCGUCGCUCGCGAGCGACUUUUCGUUCGCCGCCAUCAGCGAGUACACGCCGACGCCCGACGUGUCGCGUGCGAGGGGCGCCUUCUUUGCCGGCAAGGUCAAGUUCUUGCUCGUCACCGAGCGGUUCCACUUCUUCCGGCGGUACCGCCUGCGUGGCGCCAAGACGGUCGUCUUCUACGCCCCGCCCUCGCACGCGUCGUACUACCCCGAGGUCGUCUCGUUCCCGUUCGCGCCGCCCUCGGCCGUCACGACGGCGUCGGGCGCGCCUCCCCCACGCCCCGAGGACGAGGACGUCGACGCGAGCGAGCUGAGCGCGCACGUCCUGUUCAGCCGGCUCGACGUGCUCCGCCUCGAGCGCAUCGUCGGCACAAAGGACGCGGCGAGGAUGUGCAGGGCCGACGAGGGCGAGAAGAGGUUCACGUUUGUGUAGACGACGAGAUGCUGCAACGCGCUGCGUCGAGCGCUG